This is a messenger RNA of Prunus armeniaca (apricot), 369 nucleotides long. The record is from the annotation of a GenBank genome assembly. NCBI's taxonomy places the organism in Eukaryota, Viridiplantae, Streptophyta, Magnoliopsida, Rosales, Rosaceae.
AUGCGAUAUCCGUUCGGGACUCUAACGGUAUCCAAAUUGAGAUCCGAGCACACCUACGCGCUCGUGACAUCAAGAGGAUCACAGUGGGACAAAGAUGCCCCUCAACUACAGUGGCCACGCGCCGCCACACGCGCCGGCAGCGCGUGGGUGUCCAAAGCGAUAUCGCAUCGCCGGAAAACUUCCAAAUCGAGAGCCAAGACUCCUACCCUAGGUAAUACACCUAAUUUGGAGUCACUUUUGUUCUUGGACGUACCCCAAAAACUGACCGGAAGUGGCCGGAAUCUCCCCUCGAAAUCCGGCCGAAAUCCAAUUCGAAAAUCAAACAUCCUACGCUCAAAAUCGAUGCAAUCCUACCCAACCAUCAGCUAG